This is a messenger RNA of Desarmillaria tabescens, 1228 nucleotides long. RefSeq lists its product as uncharacterized. Lineage: Eukaryota; Fungi; Basidiomycota; Agaricomycetes; Agaricales; Physalacriaceae. The coding region runs from base 1 to 1131 and encodes 376 amino acids. The record is from RefSeq and is a predicted model, not a curated record. The transcript has 5 exons.
AUGCUGGGACGUAUCAGCUCUACUAUCCGUCGCCGUAGUGCUAAUCGUUUCAUUCUUACGUUGCGCCAUCUCUCCUCAUCUUCUCCAAUCCAUCAACAUCGUACAGUCCGCGUUGGGGACCUCACCGCGGGUUAUAAUGUCACCCAAGUUGUUAAAGCUAUCAAAGCCAACCCGGUGGAGAAGAUACUGGAAAAGAAGGACCAUCUACUCGUUCAAUUUUUUGACGGUGCUGCUGCAAAGCAUUGCUUGGAGCGGCACACGGAUGCUAAGAGCCUGACGUUGACAAUAGAUGAAGAGGGUUCACCGAAGUUGUCAGCUAAGAUUGUCGCGGGUCUCGGCGCAUUCAAUCUCUCGCGGGAAUUUCGAUUAGAAAACCUGCCUGAAACUGCCACAGAAGACAGAUUGAGGAAAAAUGAGCCAGUCUAUAGACGCUGCCGCCAUAUUUUUGCUCGAGAGUUAGACGCAGAUCUCAGAAAAACCAGGGUAGUCUAUAUUAACGACAACGACAACUACGACUUACCGGACUGGUAUACUGAAACCGAAGAUGACGGGCCAGUCCAACGCAUGGUGUCGGUCAACGGUGCGAGCUCAGAAGUCAAGAAGUUCAUACGACAGUCGGUGCGCACCUUUGAGAAGGAUCACCUACCGGUGCUAUCCCUCUGUAUCUUUCCGGCUACAAACAAUAUUGUAAUGCGAUUUCCAACAGCAAACUUUGCCCGGUCCUUCGUCGACAUUCAUCAAGCCGACGCGAGCAAAUUAGGCGCAGAUCUUGUGCUGGAAUAUGAUGACCGAACAGAUUACGUGACUCGUGGCAUGGUUACUGCCCUAAACUUGGGGGCACGUAGGACGGUUCGCCUUGUCUCACGUCAAAACCGGAUGAAACAGACAGUGGAAUAUUACAAGAUUUUCCGGCAAUUCGGAAGAUUGAUUACCAUCAUGCCGCAAGUCAGAGCCGAGACGGAGUCCACCAUCGUUGCUGUCGUUUUCGAGGACAUAGGCUCUGCUAUGAAAUGUAUUCUUGGAUUGGCCAAGUCUGGUAGGUCUUUCCUGGGUGUUGAUACGAUGGAUAUGAAGGGCACCAAGGUGAAUUUCUUCGGCACCCGAACGCUGGCGCCCAUCAGCAUGUCAUAGCUCUCUUAACUCUGGGCUGACCAAGAAAAAUUGUGUCACCGGAGCAAUUAUCUGAACUCAUCUAGUUCAAAUGCCUUUUGCUUUACACUUGACGCAG